Molecule: messenger RNA, 4080 nt
Organism: Schistosoma bovis
Lineage: Eukaryota; Metazoa; Platyhelminthes; Trematoda; Strigeidida; Schistosomatidae
Source: the annotation of a GenBank genome assembly
CGGCGAAUGAUGCUAAACAGUUUAUGCGAGAUUGCCAGGGAGAAAUUGAGGUACGAAAAACGAUAAUUAGGCUUAACUAUAGCAACCCUAAGGAAAAGCGUGAUGAUGAAGUAAGGUCGUCCAUAAAAUUAAUCCUUUCAGUUCGACGAUGCAUCACCAACUAUUAUGCUGCGUGGGAUCCCCACUUCCCUUGAUCAUCGAGAUAUUCGUGACGCUCUUGAUGAUGCUCGCGUGAGUUACUUAGACGUUCGUGUAAUCAAGGAUAAAACAACGGGUAUGUAUUUAUUUCCUUUCCCGCUUCAAUAAACUAUUGAAAUACAAUAGUUGUUUGUUGAUUUUGAACUUGCUUUCACCUUUACGUUACUAAUAAUUGAUUAACUUAUACGUAUUCCUGAGUGAAAAUAAAUAUUCUGAGGCUAUAUCAUUUAUUGGAUUUUCUGUGGAUCGUUAUAUUCAGCAACUUUUGUAACUUAUCAAAUCAUUGAACUUCCAAACAAUUAUUCACAAGUUUUUCAUUACAUCUAGUCCUCGAAAAAUUUCUAUUAUAUUAACAUAUGUGUAUCCCACUAGAUUGGUUUUCUUAGUAUCUCGUUUGGUCUCCAUUCUUAUAGUACGCCCUAGCUACUGGUUUUAGUUAAGCAUACGUCUGCUUCUUGUUGACGCUUCGGUUGCACUUAUAUUCUCGUGACAGACCCAUAUAUUCCGGUGAAAAUGGUCAUUCAUCCGAAAAAGCGUAAUACCAAACAGUAAGGUGUGAACUCUAGUAUUAAAGAACUGAUUGGCAGAGCCUGUCAUAAUCUUUGCUCUAAGUGUUCCAAACAGUAAGGUGUGAACUCUAGUAUUAAAGAACUGAUUGGCAAAGCCUGUCAUAAUCUUUGCUCUAAGUGUUCCAUAUGAUUUUUAGUCCUGCACUAGAUGCUAUUUAAUUGAUGAUAUCUAAGAUAUCGACAUAAGCUUUCAUUUCUUAAUUAAGAUGACCCAUUAAAAACCUGGUUUCAUUGAAGACUUUAAUCUUGAGGGUUAAUAUUUUCUCCAGUGUCAGAACUAUUAAGUGUUAAACGUUCUGAGUGUUAUCCUUAUGAGUAUAGUGUCUGAAGAGUAUAUACAAGCUUCUGCGCUUAGAUCUCCAAGUGUUGAUAUUAAAAUAAUCCGUCACAUUAAGAAGCAAGAAAAGGAGAGAUUAGUUCGUAACUAUUAUAGGUAUUCAACUGUUGUAACGAUUAAACCUAGAGUUUUAACGUGAAGAUAGUUUUUGUAGUCACUUAGGCACAACAAACCUAAUUCCAAACUUAGUUUAAUGCAUUUACGAUUUGGAACUUAAACCUAGAUUACGAGGAAAAGGCUAUUCUGCACUGUUUCUUGGCUGAACUUUCCAGUUUUCCGAGUCGGGACCUGUAAAUCGCAUUCCUAAUAGUGAAUUUUGUCGAUAAAGAAUUUUUCUCUGCAGUUGCUUUAUUCCUGUCUUAUUCAAAUCUGUUCGCAGGUAUAUCGAAGGGCUUCGGUUUUGUGGAUUUCGCUUCUGUCCAUGAAGCAAGACGUUGGAUGGACCAUCAAAAAGUAAUGCAUUCACAGUACAGGUUAUCUUUGUCAAGUUUCCUAAACAUGCUUAUCUUCACCUCGUAAUUGUCGUAUAGUUUGGAAUCAUGGGCCUAAUCCGUAUGAAAUAGCCUUAUUUAAAUAUGUUUUCUUCUUUAUUUAGGGCAUGUUUCGUGUGCGACGCUAUGAAAUACGAUUGAUGUACAGCACUCCCCGCAACCAGCUUGAUUCAUUGAUACAUCAUUCUGGAGAUGCUCCCGGCUUACUUGGUCCGUCAAGCUUUAUGACUCGUCCUCCUGCGUUGUCAGAAGUCUCCACCGGAGACUGGAUCUGUUCAAGGUGUUCUAGUCACAACUUCAGAAGGCGAGAUCAGUGCUAUAAAUGUCAGUUGCCGAGGUCUCAAGUGCAAUCCCUCACAAACUCAGUCGAUGGUGUUGAUCUCAUCGGUACAACUCCAUGCAAUACUCUCGUCUUGAGAUGCUUGGAUGCAUUAACUACGGAAGAUGAUAUUUGCCAGGUUUUUCAAGAUACGGCCGACGUAAAAGUGCGACAAUGUCAUGUAAUGAGAGAUGAAGUAACACAUGCUUCCAGGUGCUUUGCUUUUGCGGAGCUUCCCACGGUUGCUGAUGCUUACAAAGUCAUGGAUAUAGUAAACAAAGAAUUCAAGCUUUUUGAGGUUGGAGGAAAAGCAGUAACAGUCUCGUACGCAAAGAAUACUUUCAAUACUAUUAUGGCAACACUAAAAACGGAAGGAUCAUAUAACGCUCAGUUAAACAGCAGUCGCAACUUGGCUCUGGAUUUAGCGCAUGCAGCUAUGGCUGCACAAAAUAAUAACAUAUCACCCGAUACUGUUGCAAUGAAUGCAGUUGCUGCAUCAGCAUUACUGAGUCAAACUUCAAACAAUGGAGCUGCUGUUGCCCAGGCAGCCAUACAACAAAAACAAACUGAACAACAUGUUUUGUCAGCUCUGACGAAAUCUUUGCGUAACCAUUCAGAACAUACUGUCUCAUCUAACUAUGCACCGUCUAUGGCAGCACUCGUAGCAUCCGGUCAGCAGCUCCCACCUCCUUCGUUCCCGUUCAACGCUGUGACGGCAUCUACGACUACAUAUCCAUUUCCGGACACAUCUAAGUACAUAUACGAUGAGUCUACUCGCUUUUACUAUGAUCCUGUCACUGGUCUAAUGUAUGAACCGAACUCAAAAUACUUUUAUGACCGCGGAAGUCAGCAAUAUUAUUAUUGGGAUCAAACGAAGAGUACAUAUCUUCCUGUACCACAAACAAAUCCUCAAUCCAAUUCCGUCGAUAAUGCGGCUUCCAACUCUCAAACCGAUACUUCAGAUGCUCCUAAAAACAAAGAUGAUCGUGGUAAAACAGCUCAACAGAUUGCACGAGAAAUGGAAAAGUGGGCGAAGAAGAUGAAUGCUCAGAAAAAAGCCUCAUCCAAUGCCGGACAGCGCUCUGAUGUGAUAACAUCUGAGGCGAGUAGAACAGCAGACACAGGGUAUGCAAUUUUGGAGGCGUCUGCGAACAAUCCACUUACAAGUGACUCGCAUACACCCGAAUCUGCCAGUUUAGUUGCAGAGUAUGGCGGUGUUGAAGAUAGUGACGAUUCUGGCCAGGAUGAGACACAUAGUGAAAAACAAGAUUCAUUGAUUUCAUUCAAUGCUGAAGCUGAAACAAAGGUUUCAGAAGAAGAAAGCAAACUUUUGGAUUGGGCCAAGCUUGCUUGUAUGUUGUGCUCCCGCGGCUUCAAAGAUGCAGCAACUCUUCAAAAACAUAGAGCAUUUUCUGGUCUCCAUUAUGAAAAUUUAAAUAAAUUACGCGGAAAAUAUGGCUUACCAGCAAUUCCUGUUCCAACCCCCGUGCAAAAUCAGGAAGCUUCAACGGCUGUUAACUCACCUAAAAAUUCCCUUUCAAUAGCAUCGUUAAUGCAGAUUGGUGCUCAAACGGCCAGUAAUCAUGAGAAAUCAGUAGCUUCUAGACAAGUUAGUAGUCGAUCAGGCGCAUCCGGUCAAUAUCGUGAUCGAGCCAAGGAGCGUCGUGAAAAGUAUGGAAUACCAUCCCCACCUAGAAUGAAGUCAUUGGAAAGUCAGCCGUCAGUCGUGCAUAUAGAACAAGACUCAUUCGUUCCUCCCCUCCCAUCGAUUCCACCUCCACCCCAGUCAGCUCCCAACGUCGGAAGUCGACUUAUGGAAAAAAUGGGCUGGCAAGCUGGUCAAGGUCUUGGUCGAAGUAAUCAAGGACGAACUCAAAUAGUUGAAGCCGAAUUUAGAGAAGCUGGCGUUGGUCUUGGAAUCAAAACGUCAAAAAGAGGACCUCAGUCAGACAAUUAUAAAGAUAACGUUAAGCGAGCAAUGUUUGCCAGAUUCCACGAAUUAGAGUGACUACUCGUGAAUUGUGUCAUUGUAUAUAAUCGUUUUUUCUGACGUUACUUUCUAACCUGAUCUAGCAUUUCUGUAAAUCUAAUCACUUUUGUUCAGUCCCUGAGUUUAUUGAUUGAUCUCAAUCUGGUUGACUAAAAUAUAAAUCUUGUACAAAAUGC